GCGCAGCUCAGUGUCGGGGUGAAGCUGGGACGGCUAAGAUGGCGACCAGUAACAGCCUGGACCAGGUGUCGAGUGCAGACGUGGACCACAGUGCUGUCGCUGACAUUGUUGGAUCACUUGAGACACCUUUGACCGCGCCAGCAAAAACCGCAUCAAAUCAAGCAGUAGAUGUUAGUGCCGAGGUGGGCGUGAGUGUGGGCGUGACCGGGACUGUGCAAGCUAAAACAAACGGUGGUAAAGUAGGGUGUCGAGGGGUCCCGGCGGUCAGCGGAGGCUCAGCAGUGUUAGCAGGCAAGGCUGUGGCUCCUGCUGGCGCGAGUGUCGCUGCUGCGUCGCCACAGGUCCUGCAGGGCGCGGGGGUCCCGUCGGGGGUUCUGAAAGGGGACUGUGGUGCUGGCGCCGCCCUGCAGGGUGGUCCCCGCCUCCCCCUCAACGCCCUCAACAACGGGGCUGCGGGCGUGAAGCCGGUGUAUGGGGUGGGCCCCACGCCCAUGACAGGUGGCGCCCAGGGCACGCAGGUGGUGGUGAACGGGGGUGUGUCCGGGGGGGGCCACACAGGCUCCCCGCAGGCCAGCCUGCAGGCCCAGCCAGCUCUCAAGGGACUGACCAAGGUGGUGACCACGGCCGGAGCCGCGGGGCAGCCCGCUGUCAUCAUGUCCAAGCCAGGCACCGUGACCGCCGUGCCCUCGACCGGCACCCCCGGCACAGUGCCCAUCCCCCAGGGCAUGCAGAUCCUCAACAUGCGGCCGAACCAGGCCAUCAAGACCACGCAGGGCACGACCACACUCGCUCCCAGGAUGAUCCUCAGCCCUGCGCAGGUCCUCCCAGGGAUGCGUCCAGGACAGCCCGGGCAAAUCACCUUAGGCACACUACAAGGGUUGCCUCCUGGUGCUCAGGGACACCUGUUAGUCAAAACUGAAAAUGGCCAGCUCCAGUUGUUACGUGUCAAUGCUGCUGCUGCCCCGCCAGGUCAGCUGCCCACCAGUGUCACGACAACUACCACACUUCAGCAGGCCCCCACAACAGCAUACAGAUUCCAACAACCGCAGGCUGGCACGGUCGCUGUGAGGUCCGUGAUGGUGACGUCAGCAGCCGCACGCCCCAACACCAUCAUCCUCCAGUCACAAGCCAGUAAUACUGCUGCCAUAUCCACUGGGACAACCACCACCACUAUGGCUACACAAGCAGGUACUGCUGUGAACCCCACAACAGUACCUGUCACCCCUGGCACAACAGUGGCAGGUACAGUCGUACCCUCAACUCCUACCACUGCUGCAGCUCCUAUCACCCAGACAACCCAGCCUGCUGCUGCAACAGGAGGCUCUCAAACUAUCUCAGCCGAAUCCGCAAAAACAAAAUGUAAAAACUUUCUGGCAACAUUACUGAAAUUGGCGAAUGAGCAGCGGGCGACUGUGGCACGUAAUGUUCGAAAUCUGAUUCAGGGCCUCAUUGAGGGACGAGUGGAGCCUGAAGUCUUCACAGAGGAGCUUCAGAAAGACCUCAAUUCCUCCCCACAGCCUUGCCUUGUUCCCUUCCUUAAGAAAACUUUGCCGUACCUGCGUGUAUCCCUAGCGCGUGGAGAAUUAACUAUUGAUGGAGUGCGGCCUCCACCUUUAUCUGCAGUCACUCCUGUUACAGGUGUCACCACAGUCAUACCUGCGAUGUCUGUCGCGCGGCCUGGAGCUCCUACAACUUCUGGGACGGUUCGGACAAUUGCACCUGCUGCUGCAACAGCCACAACUGUAGUUCACCGACCAGUCAAUGCAACUCCCACACCUGCCAGAGUUGUGGGGCAGCAACAGGUACAGCAAGUUCGUGUUCAAGGCGGCAAAACUGUGGUAACAACUGUUAGGCAGAAUACAACUGCUGCCAGCAGUCCUGCCAGUACUACUACCAACACUGUACCCACAGCAACCAAAACUAUAACCGUUAAUAAGACAAUUCCUACCAAAGACAAAGAAAAAAGUAACAAAAACCAGCUCUUCACAUACAGCAGUUCCUAUUCUUCAAGUGGGGUGGCUGACGAUGAUAUCAAUGACGUGGCAGCCAUGGGAGGGGUCAACCUGGGAGAGGAGUCGCAGCGAAUUCUGGAAUCUACAGGAUUUGUGGGGACACAGAUCAGGUCGUGUAAAGACGAAAAUUUCCUUCUUAACACUCCACUGACUCAGAGAAUAAAACAAAUAUGUUCAAAAUAUGGUUUGGAAGAGGCUCCAAAAGAUGUCGUUGCCUUGGUGUCUCAUGCCACUCAAGAGAGACUGAAAACUAUUGUUGAAAAAUUAGCUGUCAUUUCGGAACACAGGCUAGAUAUAAUUAAGAGUGACAGUAGAUACGAAGUGGUGCAAGAUGUAAAAGGUCAGCUUCGUUUCCUAGAAGAGUUGGAUAAGUUGGAGAAGAAGCGCAAAGAGGAACAGGAGAGAGAGAUGCUAAUGCGAGCGGCAAAGUCGCGGAGUAAAUCGGAGGAUCCAGAGACUGCAAAGCUGAAGGCCAAAGCAAAGGAGAUGCAACGCGUGGAAAUGGAGGAAAUGAGACAGCGAGAUGCAAAUCGGACUGCUCUCAAUGCACUUCAGGGCCCCAAGAAGAAACCAAAGUUGGACUUGUCGGCAAUGGAUGACGGUGCAACUUUCAGUGGAACUUUCUCCCAAAAAUAUAUGCCACUACGACCACGGAUCAAAAGGGUGAAUUUGCGUGAUCUCAUGUUCCUUAUGGAGCAAGAAAAGGAGUUAUGCAAGUCCACAUUACUGUAUCGGUCUUACCUCAAGUAGUGUGCUGGGAAGAGCACCACUGGAUGGUCGUCCUUCAGCCCCGCUGCCACCACCACCAUUGCCCCGCCCCCAUAGUUACCAGCCCAUGGAUGCGCCUCUCCCUCUAGAGGUGUGGUACCACUGCCAGUGUGGGGCAGGUGGGGGAUGGAAGCCAAGUGCAAGGAGCCAUGCCGGAGAGGUGACGGCAAGCUCCAGCAAUACUGAGGUGUCAGCAUCAGCAAGGCAGAAGAUCUGUGAUUCUCUCAUGCAGCAUUGCAAGUGUCUUAAUUAAUUACAUGCCUGUGGCAUGGUAGCUCCACAGGGACUGUGAUAGGGCUGGAGCCUCCUGUUAGCAAUGCUUCGUAUUGUAAGGACAAAACACAGACUUAAACCUGCAGGAUCUGUAAGACUGCAGUGUCAGUGAACAAACUUGCGAGGUGCAGCAGUGAGGUGGAAACAUGUUAGGGUCACUGACUUGAAUUGGCAAGCAUGAUGCAAAGCCUCGAGCCCGUAAAUGCUCCAGCCCAGUCUAAGUGGACUUGCAUAUAGUGGCUUAUACACCAGUGAAGGUACAACCAAACCUUUCUUUUAUUCCCAAAAUAUAUAGUAACAACCCUAUUUUGUGCAUGAACUGUAUAAAUACUUCUUGGAUAGGAAAAUCUUCAAAUAUUUUUAUCUGAUACACAUUAUCGUUAAAAUGUUAACUGGAAAAAGAAAAAAAAAAGCUGAAAGGAACUUUCAUACACAGCCUCUGUAGAUAAUGUACAGUUUUUAAAAGAUUGAGGCCUUUUUCUGUUACUGUAUUGUUCUUGUAAAUUACCACAGAUAUAUGGUUUGUCUCUAGUGUACACAGAAUAAUAAGGUCAAGCACCUUGAGUGACAUUCUCUAGAGAUAUCACAGUCACAGAAAUUCAAAAUACACACUUGCAGAUGUGAAUAGUUACCCACAUGCAAACAGUGAUAUAGCAGAAGGAAUCAGACUGCAAAACACAAGCCUUGUAAUUCCCCUGAUCAUUUUCACUGUGACUCCAGAGCUUUGCACUCUCGGUGGCUGCCUUAACCCUUAUUUAUGAAUCCCUAAGACAGAUGCCAAGUCUGCCCCAAGGAAUGGAUGAGUGUUGCCAAAGUUCGCUCUGUGUGUGUGAUGCAGUGUGCGAUGCAGGCUUCAUGCAGGGAAUUAUGUAAACUAUGCAGAAAUUUAAGCCUCAAGUAGAAAAGGAUUUUUUGUGCAAUCAGGAAAAAAAAUAGUUUGAAGUUAAAUUGAAUUUUCUGUAAAUGUGUGUGGACUUGGAUUAUAUUGAUGAAUUUAAAGACCUCUACAAUCCACAUUUGUUUUUAUGUCAAAAGUGAUCGUUAUAUCCUCAAACCUGAUGCCGACUGGAAGGAAUUUUGAAUUGUCCAAAUUAUCCAGAUUUUGAGAGAUCUAAGAUAAGAAAAAAUUUGAUUUUUUUUUUAUCCAGUUUUUAAUUAUCUUCGGUAUUUAUUCAUUUUUUUCCUCAGACAUUCUUACCAAUACAAAUACUAUAGAUAAGAAAGACCUACAUGAAGCUUGCCAGUCUUGGGCUCUUGGAAAUUAUACAAAGGAUAAAAAUAAUCUAAAAAAAAUGGGCCUAUAGUUGCUGGGCUGUAAUAUUUAGUAAAGGAUUUCAACAUUCUGACCUUUUUUUUCAUUAUUUUUUUCUUUCUUUCUUUCUUUUCUAUCAUUUGCACACAGCAGUUUAAUGCUUAAAAUGAAUAAAGUAAGUUAGAUCUUGACUUGUUAAUUGGCAUGUAAUUUUACAAUGAAGGUUAUUUUGGCUUCUGUACCAAAUGAAGUUCGUCUUGUCUUUGUCUUAACUUGUAGUUAUAUUUUUAUUAUGAGGAACUUUAUUAUGUUUUUUAUCUUAUGAUCAUUAUUUUUUUUACGGUUUUUAUUUUGAAUUAGUAUGAGUGAUGUGUUUACCUAUGUGUGUGGUGUCUGGGGUCGGAUGUGCCGUCCGGGGAUAAGAAGGGCAUAUGUAUCCAGAUGACCUUAUGUAAUUUUUUUUAUUAUUAUUAUUAAUAUUAAAAAAAAAAAAAAUCAUAUACAGAGUAGUUGUUUUGUGUAUAUAUAGUGAAUUGAAAGUUUUAAAUUUAUUGAUAUGUGAAUCGAUUUGGCAUCUGAAUUAUAUUGAUGCCGAGUCCAAGAACCUGUAUCACAUAUGAGGAGUAUCAUUGAAUGUAAUUCUGGCCCCAAAUAAAUUUAGAAGACCGG
Penaeus monodon (black tiger shrimp) is the source of this 4974-nucleotide messenger RNA. RefSeq names its product transcription initiation factor TFIID subunit 4-like. The transcript is spliced from 14 exons. The coding region runs from base 39 to 2762 and encodes 907 amino acids. Gene Ontology annotation, biological process: DNA-templated transcription; transcription initiation at RNA polymerase II promoter. Gene Ontology annotation, cellular component: transcription factor TFIID complex. The record is from RefSeq and is a predicted model, not a curated record. NCBI's taxonomy places the organism in Eukaryota, Metazoa, Arthropoda, Malacostraca, Decapoda, Penaeidae. Gene Ontology annotation, molecular function: RNA polymerase II general transcription initiation factor activity; DNA binding; protein heterodimerization activity.